AUGGCCUCCAAUGGUUGGCCCGGGGCCGACGGCUCCCAGCAGUCCGCGAACGUGUCGCCCACGCAAAGGGUCCUUGACGGGCAAUUGAUCAAGCACCUUCUCACCAGAUACGGUGCCGACGAAUUGAGUCGCCUGAUUCAGGAGACUACUACCACUCCUUCCGAUGGCGCCUCUAUCAUUUCAUCUACACAGUCGUCCAUCCUGUCAGACGAGUCCAGCGUAUGGGACACGCAAAGCAUACGCACCUUUUCCGACACAUCUUCCAUUACCGGGAGUAUCAUGUCGAAUGUUUCCCGGGGCACUUCCAAAAUCCUGGGGAGACGCAGCCAGAGCAGCAGCGCUUCUGCUGCCGCUCAAGCCCAGGCGGCGCAGACUCAAGAGCAACAGUCGUGGGACUCGUCGACUCCUGAAGCAGCAUCAAGCACCUCAAGUGCAUCCAAGCAGAAGGGGGCUUUCAUGUGCGGCUUCUGUAAAGAGGAAGACAUUACCAAGACCUGCACAAGGAAAAACGAUCUGAAGCGGCAUAUCGAAGACUUCCACAACGUCAACGCGCAAUGGUUCUGUCGUCACCGCGGCUGCCAGAUGGUGUUCGAUUGGCAAGGUGCCUACAAGACGCACUUGAAGCAAGCCCAUGGUGGUUCCAGAAUGUCUCUCGACGAAGCCAAGGUCAACCUCUGCCCGCAGGUCGUGUUUGCCUGUGGCUUCGACAAUUGUCUGCAGGUGUUCGAGGCCCAGGGAGAUUCCGACGCCAGCUCAACCUUCAAGGAAUACGUCAGCCACGUGGUGAAGCACUUCGACGAAGGUACCAACAGCGGCGAGUGGUCGUACUCGGCAAGGAUACGCAAUCUUCUGCGCCAGAGCCAGGUGCAAUCUGCGUGGAACGAGUCGAUGUGGAACGAAGCAUCGAGAACGUCGCUGCAGUGGAACCCCCAGACGUCUGGAAUCUUGAGGAAGAGACUGGAAUGCCGGCACAUUGGCGAUCUCAAGCUCCUCAUCCAGUAUGCUUUCCUUCUUGGUACUGACGCCAGCAGCAUUGGCAAAUUCCGCGAGGACUUCAUCACUCCCGUCGCCGACACGUGCACAAUGCACAUGUCCGGUCACCGAUCCAGGCAGCAAAGCAUGGCACCCCCCGAGCCGGCCGACCCCUUCUCUUUCAAGAUCUCGCGCGGAGCAAACCCUCAGCUGGCUGCUUACAUGGCUUCUCAGCGAAGAGUCUAUGUGCCGAGACAGCAGCGGGUAGUGCGGCCUCCGCAGCUCCACCAUCCUCACCAGCAAAUGCAGACGUCGAGUGCGAUGGCCAGCCAGACACGUCUAUCGCAUUCCUCACAAUCAAGCCACCACAGUCAGAGCCACCAGAGCAACGGACAGAAUCACAGCACGCUCGGACAUUUCUUCCAGACAAUGCCCGAGGCACAGAUGUUCGACCCGAACGGUGCAAGCCAACAGUUUGGUAACAACGGCAACAUGCAUCACAGCGGCAUCAUUGCGGACGACAUGCAGAGUUUACGGAGCAUGGCCGGGGGCACGCCCGAACAAGACGUGGAGAUGCAGGAUCCGGGGAUGAUGACGGACUUUUCGUCGUCUUACGUUCCUCACGCAAACCUGACAAGCCCUUCCAUGUCAGGCAAUCCUGAUGGAUUCUUCCCGCCGGGACAGGCCUACUGA
Colletotrichum chrysophilum is the source of this 1665-nucleotide messenger RNA. RefSeq lists its product as uncharacterized. The record is from RefSeq and is a predicted model, not a curated record. Lineage: Eukaryota; Fungi; Ascomycota; Sordariomycetes; Glomerellales; Glomerellaceae. Bases 1 to 1665 code for a protein of 554 amino acids. The transcript is spliced from 2 exons.